This is a messenger RNA of Pedinophyceae sp. YPF-701, 855 nucleotides long. The record is from the annotation of a GenBank genome assembly. Lineage: Eukaryota; Viridiplantae; Chlorophyta; Pedinophyceae.
AUGUCGAACUGCGAAAUCGUCGACCUGCCCGUCCUGGAGAUGGGCCCGCACCAGGUCAGAGAAUCGCUGAGGUGUAUCCUGCACAGCGUGCUGCUGAGCCGGGCGCUGGGGGUGGUGCGGCCGGAGGAGACGGACAGCGAGGUGUUGCAGCUGUCCUACGUGCGCUGCGGGGACCCCGAGAUACACAAGGCCGUCGAGAAGACCGUAGCACAGCUAGAGGAGUGGCUCGGCCGGCAGCCGGAAGGGGGCCUGCACACGGCGCAGCUCAACUUCUUCGAGCCCCGCGUCCGGAAGGACUCCGGCCGUUCGCAGCAGCAGGCCCAGCCGCGCUCGGAGCAGGACCAGGCCGCUACGCCGUCACCCGCGAGCCGCAAAUCGUGGCUUUCUAGCGGGUCGUCCUGGCUGGGGUCCCUGACGCAAGCCGUGCCCAAGUCCAUCGCGUCGAGCAUGUCCGGCACGAUCUCCGAGCUCCGCGCGCUGUCGUCGUCCUCGUCGAAAGUCGUCUGGGAGCGAUGGCGCAUGCACCUGUGCGUGCUCCCGCCCCCCGUCGUCAACGCCGCCGGCAGCGGCCACCCGGUCUCGCGCAGCAACUCCGUGCACCUCACCGUCGGAGACGCCGAGGCGGAGGCCGCGCGCCGCCGCGACGCACUGACCGAGCGCCUGCUGGAGGCUAUGCGCGCCAUCGCUGCGCACUCGGGGGCGCGCCGGGACCACCUGCCGCCCGUGCUCGACGCUACAGCGACUGUGCCGUUCCGGUGGGAGCUCGUCUUGCCGCCGCAGGCGUCCGCGAUCCCGGGGUUGGACGCCGUCAAGCGCAUGCUGACGCACACCUCCCCCCCGCCCGUGGCGAUCUAG